Indicator indicator is the source of this 705-nucleotide messenger RNA. It is a transcript of the gene SPC25, whose product is annotated as SPC25 component of NDC80 kinetochore complex. Gene Ontology annotation, biological process: chromosome segregation. The transcript is spliced from 6 exons. The record is from RefSeq and is a predicted model, not a curated record. Gene Ontology annotation, cellular component: Ndc80 complex. Bases 1 to 705 code for a protein of 234 amino acids. Lineage: Eukaryota; Metazoa; Chordata; Aves; Piciformes; Indicatoridae.
AUGUCUGAUAUUAAGACUGAAGAUGAAAUAAUCUCCUUAGAAAGGGAAAUGAAAGAGUUUUGGACCAAAUUGAAAAGCAUUUAUGGCUCGGAACAGAUCAGUCAAUCUUUAGCACUGAGAGAUUCAUACAAGGAGUCCAUAAAAGUGCUUUCAGAGAAAUGGUCUAAGAAGCUGAAAGAAGAGGACUUGAUGAUUAAUAAAAUUAAUGAGUAUAGCAAUGAGAUUCUCCAUCAGAGCCAACGUAUAUCAGAACAUCGGGAGCUUCUGGCAGAAAUAAAAUCUAACCUAACUCAAGAAAAAGAGAAAAACAAGGGCUUGACUGACAGCAUCCAAGAGCUUAAAGAAGAGUGUGAGAAGAAAAAGGAAAUAAUAUCUUCUAAAAACAAAGCUGCUAUGGAGAGAAUGGAACGACUAUGCAAGUGUAAGGAAUUGUUUGAGGAGCGGCUUGGAUUGGAGAUACGCAGAAUUCCCAAUGAGCAAUUACAGUUUAUAUUCCGGCAUAUUGACCACAAAGAUCCUGACAAGCCAUAUGUGUUUACUCUUUCCAUAAAUGAACAAGGAGAUUAUGAAGUGACUUCCUGUAUUCCUCCUCUCGACUGUAUAGCAGAGUUUCAGCUCAAAGUGAGAGAAACUAACAAUUUUUCUGCAUUUGUUGCCAACAUCAGAAAAGCUUUCGCUGAUUUAUCUCAUAAACAGUCUGCAUAA